This is a messenger RNA of Pichia membranifaciens NRRL Y-2026, 1632 nucleotides long. RefSeq lists its product as hypothetical. Gene Ontology annotation, molecular function: protein binding. Bases 1 to 1632 code for a protein of 543 amino acids. The record is from RefSeq and is a predicted model, not a curated record. Gene Ontology annotation, cellular component: nuclear pore outer ring. The transcript has a single exon. Lineage: Eukaryota; Fungi; Ascomycota; Pichiomycetes; Pichiales; Pichiaceae.
AUGGCGAAGCCGACUAGUAAGAGCAAAAAGGACACAAAGCAGUAUACCUUCACAAGGAGGCCAAUUUUCAACAUCCACCAUUCGGCUGACCCGCUGUUUGCUGCAAAAUGUCACCCCAGUGAACCGGUCUUCGUAACAGGAACAGCCACAGGUCACGUACAGGCCUACAGAUAUGAUAUUGACAAGUUGGAGGAGAUCUACGAGGACCAGGACAAGUUCCCCUACGACGUGAGCUGCGUGAAGUACGACGACUUCGACGACGACUCGAUAGUGGUUCAAUGGCACACCAAAAGACACAAGAAGUCAUGCCGUGACUUGUGCUUCGACCUCCCCUCGGGCGGAGACAAAAUAUACACGCUUGGUUCAGAGGGCGUUAUCAAGUCUGCCGACUUAAAAACAGGCCAAGUAGUCUCGAAAUUCUCUUGUGACAAGGACAACAGCUACGACUUCCAAAUCGGGACUUUCACCAAGUGUGUCAGUCCCCCGGGGAAGAACUUCUUAGUUGUCGGCGACGAAGAGGGCAACCUCAUGUGUCACGACACCAGAGGAAAACAUCUCCAACUUGCCUACAAGCCGUUCAGGAAGCUACACUCAGGAGAGGGAAUCAACUCUAUCAACUACUGCUGGCCCAAAAGCGAAUACAAGUUCAUAACUACCGGCAGCACCACGGUGUGUGAGGUGGACUUGCGGAAACCAGAGGAACCGUUGCACACAAGUGAGGACCAGGAGGACGAGGUCCUCUGCUCAACAUGGCUCGACCAGGCGAAGCAGGAAACCAUGAUUUGCGGGAUGGGCGACGGUAUUGUGACGACGUGGAAGCCCGAGAUGAACAGAUGGGAGGACCAGAUCAGCAGAAUCCGGGUUGCAAAGAACGAGACCGUCGAGAGCCUCAUCAGCGCCAUGGACUCCGACUCCCGUUUCAUGUACGGGGGUUGCUCGAACGGCCACAUUACCAAGAUCGACAUCAAGGGCGGCAAGGUCGUCGAGAGGUUCUUACAGAACGACCCCGAGGACGACGACAAGGUCGACGAGGUGCUAGGCCUAGACUUGGACUGCAACUACCGACUCGUCAGUUUUGGAACCGACGGGUUCAAGAUCUGGGAAGAGGAGUCUAAGAACGGCGGCUUUGGAGACGAGGACGAGGACGAGGACGAGGACGAAGCAAGCGGCGACAGCGACAGCGAUGGCGGUUUUGUGUCUGGCGCCAGCGAUUCCGGGGAAGAGGAGGCCGAGAACACAGUGGAAAUGACACUUCCAGUCAAGCUUCCAGCCAAGCGGUCGCUUGCUGACUCCAUGAAGCGCCGAAUGGAGGGCACAACCAGCACAUCCAGCAAGAAAAGCAAAACUGACCCUAUACUGGAGCGGGAAGAGCCCGAGGGGCAGGACGAGUCCGAUAUCGGCGUGGAGGUGGAGGACAGCGAUGACGACGAGACGGAGGACAGUGGCCGUGCACGCCAAGGCAAGACUGUCGAGCUCCACGAGAUCAGAGACCAGAUCCUGGCUCGGAUCAGCAACCCAGAGAUCGACGGUGGCGACGAGGCCAAGCGGGGCAAGAAGGCCGGCAAGGAGAAGAAGAAGGGCAAGGGGGCUGCCCCACACGAACACGGUAUCCGCAAGUUCGACGACCUCUAG